This is a messenger RNA of Podarcis muralis (Common wall lizard), 2191 nucleotides long. It is a transcript of the gene SMOX, whose product is annotated as spermine oxidase. Gene Ontology annotation, molecular function: polyamine oxidase activity. The record is from RefSeq and is a predicted model, not a curated record. Gene Ontology annotation, biological process: spermine catabolic process. NCBI's taxonomy places the organism in Eukaryota, Metazoa, Chordata, Lepidosauria, Squamata, Lacertidae.
GAGCAGGCAGGCCGCCGGUCGUCGCCUCGCCGCCGCAGAGCCAGCAGCUGCCGUCGUCGCGGGGUCCGCAGGGCGACGCCGCCAGCACCGCCCGCAGCGAAGCCGAGAGCCCCGCUCGCCCCACCGACCCACCGCCUGCCCGGCCGCCCGCUUCUCCCCCGGCACCGCAAGAGAGAGGUUCCUUAGAAAGAGAGCUUGGACGGCAUGCAAAGUAGUGAAAUAUCUGCAGACAGCACUGAUGAUCCUCUUAGUAGUGGCCUACGAAGAAAGCGACAGCCGCGAAUAGUAGUUAUCGGCGCUGGGCUCGCGGGCCUCUCUGCGACAAAAACCCUCCUGGAGAAUGGUUUCACGGAUGUGACUGUCCUCGAAGCGUCUGACCGAAUCGGAGGCAGGAUACAAAGCGUGAAGCUUGAAAACGCUACUUUUGAACUGGGAGCUACGUGGAUCCACGGUUCCAAUGGAAACCCUAUCUAUCAUCUAGCAGAAGAUAAUGGCUUACUCGAAGAGACGACAGACGGCGAGAGGAGUGUGGGCCGCAUCAGCCUGUACUCCAAGAAUGGGGUGGCUUAUCACCUCACCAACAACGGUCAAAGGAUCCCGAAAGAUGUGGUUGAAGAAUUCAGUGAUUUAUACAACGAGGUCUAUAACCUGACUCAGGAGUUCUUCCAGAGUGGUAAACCAGUCAAUGCCGAGAGCAAGAACAGCGUGGGCGUCUUCACGCGAGAUGUCGUGCGCAAGCGCAUCAAAGCCGAUCCGGACGACUCGGAGACGAUCAGGAGGCUGAAGCUUGCCAUGAUCCAGCAAUACCUUAAGGUGGAGAGUUGCGAGAGCAGCUCCCACAGCAUGGACGAGGUGUCGCUCAGUGAAUUCGGGGAGUGGACCGAAAUCCCCGGGGCCCACCACAUCAUCCCGUGCGGCUUCAUGAAGAUCGUGGAGAUCCUCUCCCGCGCCAUCCCGGAGUCGGUCAUCCAGCUGAACAAGCCGGUCAAGUGCAUCUACUGGAACCAGUCGGUCAGCAAGGAGAUCGAGGGGGUGGCCGACCACAACAGUGACCGCACGGGGGAGCGGGACAUGGGCUACCACGUCUGCGUGGAGUGCGAGGACUGCGAGUUCAUCCUGGCCGACCACGUCAUCGUGACGGUGUCCUUAGGGGUGCUGAAGAAGCACCACGAGAACAUGUUCCACCCCCGGCUGCCCGAGGAGAAGGUGAUGGCCAUCCAAAAGCUGGGCAUCAGCACCACGGACAAGAUCUUCCUGGAGUUUGAGGAGCCCUUCUGGAGCCCCGAGUGCAACAGCAUCCAGUUUGUGUGGGAGGACGAGGCCGAGGCUGAGAGCCUCACCUACCCCGAGGGGAUGUGGUACAAGAAGAUCUGCAGCUUCGACGUCCUCUACCCGCCCGAGCGCUACGGCCACGUGCUGAGCGGCUGGAUCUGCGGGGAGGAGGCCCUGAUCAUGGAGAAAUGUGACGAUGAAACCGUAGCAGAGACUUGCACUGAGAUGCUGCGUAAAUUUACAGGGAAUCCGGACAUUCCGAAACCUCGGCGGAUCUUGCGAUCCUCGUGGGGCAGCAAUCCUUACUUCCGCGGCUCCUAUUCCUACACUCAAGUUGGGUCUAGCGGAGCGGACGUGGAGAAACUCGCAAAGCCACUGCCUUAUACCGAGAGCUCCAAGACAGUUCCUAUGCAGGUGAUGUUUUCGGGCGAGGCCACCCACAGGAAGUAUUAUUCCACUACCCAUGGUGCUUUGCUUUCUGGCCAGAGGGAGGCGAACCACCUCCUCGAAAUGUACCAAGACCUCUUGCAAUGCAGAAACUGAGAGGGGCCUGAACCACUAACUCGUGAUUCCUUUUACGGCUGUGUGUUUAAAGAAGUCUUUCUUUCUUUUUUCCUUUUCUAAAAAAACAAACGAACUAAAAAAACAUUUUUAUCUUUUUAUAUCUCUAUAAAAGUCUUAAUUCUUUUGACCCGUAGUUGACUGAUGGUAGUUUAUUUCCAUGUACUGUAUCUGUCGACAGGAAAAGCUUGCUCUUCCUGUCUGAGUGAAAGCUAUCUCUCUUUUUCUUUUCUUUUCUUUUGGUGUAAUUUUGAUUUCUGAUUGCACAUCUGGUGCUUCUCCCCCCCCCCCCCUCUUCCCCAGGUCCCUGGUAUUGUAAGUGCCUUCUAUAUUUCAAUAAAUGUUGUCAUAACCACUG